UUCUCCCGCACGCUCUUCCCGUGCGGUGUCAUUCCUGAACACGCAGUCAGGUGUCGCGUGUCUUUUGCGUUACCGGCGACGUCCAUGAUUUUCCCACGUCCACGUAGCGUUGGUUUUUUAUCUCCCAUUUUAUCACCGGGAGAGCUGAGCUGCUGGAUGAAAUGUUUUGAGAGAAAACUGACGUCGUGUAGGCGUGGUGGGUGCCAGCGUGCAGAGAGAAGCCCACCGCAGAACCGUUAAUCCAGUCCGGACACCACGUUUUAGUGGAAUUUAGCCUACAUUUGGCCAAACUUUACCAUCUGCUGCUAUUUAUAAAGGGAUUCAUUCAUAGCAGACUAUUUGAGAGGAUAAGUUUGUAACUCGCCUGCUCGAUGGAAAAAAGAGAACGCCCAGCACAGCAUCUCAAAUCGAGGUGAGAGUGCGCUUUAUAAACCGACGCCGAGGCACCGCUGCCAUAGUGAAUGAGAACCAGCAACGUUUAACCAGACCGACAAGAAUACCUCUCACUUGAUGACUGACACCAUUUAAGACAGACGGGGAUCUUCAGCCAGUGAUGUAGACAAGGAUGAUGAAGUUACAUAGGGAAGGCUGUGUGGGGAGGAAGAGCAUCGCCUGAUUCUCCUCCACUUCCUCAUCCCCUCUGAGUCGUGUCCUCUGAUUGGGUGGGCGGAGCACAAUGUCAUCGACCACACCCACCUCAGCCCCGCCUUCCAAGAAGACGCGUGGGAAGGAGAGGACGGAGGUCAUGGGCGACUUGCCGCAGACAGCCAAUGAGGAGCUGAGGAGCAAGCUGAUGGAUUUCCAGAUAGAACUGCAGCAGGAGAAGGGCAAGGUCUCUAAGCUGAGAGAGCGUCUCCAGGAGCAGAGGCAAGCCAGGGAGCUGGAACAACACAAACACACAGUGGUCCUCACCGACCUCCGCGCCAAACUGCACGAGGAGAAGCUCCGCGAGCUGGCUUCCGCUCGUGAGUCAUUGGCACGGCAACACGAGUUGGAGCUAUCACGUACCAUUAAGAUCCGCGACGGGGAGGUGCAGCGGCUCCAGGGGCUGGUCCAUGCGCUAAGGGACGGGGCGGCUGACAAGCUGAAGAGCGCCCUGCUAGGAGAGGCCCGGGAGGAGGCCAGGAGGGCCUUCGAUGGGGAGAGACUCAAACUGCAGCAGGAGGUCAUGAAGCAGGAGACGGCACGGAAGCAGGUUGAGGAGGCUCUGGCUAACGCACUGCAGGCAGACAAGGCCAAAGCAGCCGACCUCCGAACAGCCUACCAGCAGCACCAGGAUGAGAUCAACCGCAUCAAGAGAGACUGCGAGAGAGACAUCCGAAGGGUGAUGGAUGAGCUGAAGGGGAAGGACCGUGUGGUGUCUGCGUUGGAGAGGGAGCUGGGGUUGCAGGCAGGUUAUGCUCAGAAGCUCCAGCUGCAGAAGGAGGCUCUGGACGAGCAGCUGGGCCAAGUCAGGGAGGCAGAGAGGCACCACGGCAGUCCCAAGAGAGAGGUAGUCCCUACCCUGGGGGAAACCCAGGACUAUAUCAACAACCAGGAGGUGGAAGAUCUUCGGGAUGCGAGGAGGUUCCAGCUGAAGAUAGCUGAGCUCCACUCUGUUACCAGGAAGUUGGAGGACAGGAACGCACUGCUGGCAGAUGAGAGGAAUGAACUGUUGAAGAGGGUGCGUGAGGCAGAGAGUCAGAUGAAGCCCCUGUUAGAUAAGUAUAAGAGGAUGUCGAAGAAGAAUGAUGACCUCCUGCAGACUCUGCAGCGCAUGGAGGAGAAACUCAAGAACCUCAGCAGAGAGAACGCAGAGAUGAAGGAGAAGGCGCACUCUCGUUCCCAGCAGCCCCAGCAGCUGAAGAGGCCUACCUCCCUGACAGACCUAAGCCACGCCCACGAGGAACAGGAAGUGGAGUUCCUCAAGCUGCAGGUUGCCGAGCAACGAGGCAUCAUCGACGAACUCACGCAGGAACGUGACAGACUGAUGCUCUGCAAAAAUAACCGAAGAAAAACCCUCAAACUACCACCUAAAAGGCAUGUUGUGGAGACGUAUUUUGGAUUUGACGAGGAGUCUGUGGACUCUGAAACGUCCUCUCUGACCUCUUACAUCACUGACCUCACGGACCGUACCCCCGCUACACCCGAGGAGGACCUGGAAGACCUGAUUUUAAAGGGGGUGUGGCUGAUUUCAAAACUCGGGAAGGAUACACUUGUGCUUCCUCACGAAAAGGAGGCUAUUGAGGAGGGUGUAUCUCGUGAAGAGGCAGAACUGAGGUUCAGACAGCUGACCAGAGAGUACCAGGCUCUCCAGCGGGCCUACGCCCUCCUGCAGGAACAGGCUGGGGGGUCGCACGACGCUGAAAGAGAAGCCAGGAACCGUGAGCAGUUGCAGGCGGAUCUAAUAGGCUGCAAGGCAAAGAUUGGCGACCUGGAGAAGGCGUUAGCCGAGAGGGGGCAGGACUCUAAGUGGGUGGAGGAGAAGCAGUACCUCAUCAGGGCCAAUCAGGAACUCCACGACAAGAUGUGUGUGUUACAGCAGGCUGAGUCGAAGCUGCAGGCAGAGGUGCAGGACUCGAGGGACCAGAAUGAGCUGCUGGAAUUCAGAGUGCUAGAGCUGGAAGAGAGGGAACGCAGGUCUCCUGCCAUGGGCUUCCACAUGACCACCUUCCCAGAGAACACCAACAGCGCUCUGCAGAUAUACUGUCAUCAGGAGGGCAUCAAGGAUGUGGUUAUUCCAGAUCUGAUGAAGAAGCUGGAUAUCCUGGGAGAUAAUGGGAACUUGCGUAACGAGGAGCAGGUUGUCGUCAUUCAGGCGAGGACGGUUCUCUCAAUGUGUGAGAAGUGGUUAAAGCAGAUAGACAGCACAGAGGCAGCCCUGACGCAGAAGAUGAUUGACCUGGAGAAUGAGAAGGACCUGUUCAGUAAGCAGAAGGGCUUCCUGGAGGAGGAGCUGGACUACAGGAAGCAGGCCCUGGAUCAGGCCUACAUGAGGAUCGCGGAGCUGGAGGCUACGCUGUAUAACGCUCUGCAGCAGGAGCCCGGGGGGCGUGCGGUGGCAGAGUCUCUGUCCGACAGGCAGAGGGAGGAGCUGGGGCUAGCCGUGGACAAACUGCGGAGGCAGAUACUCAGGCAGAGCCGCCAGUAUGACAGUCAGAUCUUACAGGAGCGCAUGGAGCUCCUACAGCAGGCCCAGCAGAGAAUAAGGCAGUUGGAAGACAUGAUUGAGAUGCAAAAGAGACAAGUAAAGGAAAUAGAAGAAAAGUUUUUGUUCCUCUUUUUGUUUUUCUCUCUAGCUUUUAUUCUUUGGCCUUAAUGACACUGACAUGGACCGACAACAGGUGCUAAGGCGCUCAGGUGGAGAGUGAGGAAGAGAGACACAACAUAUUGUUAUCAUUUUUUUUCAUGCAUUUAUAGACGGUUCACAAACCUUAUAUGGCCUUUUUGAUACACGUGCACUUUUGUGGAAGACACUUACCUGGAAUGCAAAACAAAACCAUGACGUUGAAAAGUGAACAAAUAUCAGAGACGGGUAAAAGAGGUAUAUCAGAGAUAUUUUUGUUUUUAUAACGGAAAUGUCCCCUACCAUUUUUGGAAGUGGAGCAUUUAGCCAAACUCUCACGUGAGUUCUAAAAAGAACGUUGUAACUGGAACUCUGAAGCAGGUCAAUAAAGGAACAGAGGAACUGAGAUGGAGACAGUGCCUCAGAUGGAUUUAGAGCCAGACAACGAAAGAGUGCAAUCGUAGAGGAGGAAGGAGAAAGAGUUGAUUCAAAAAAAGCAGGACGAUUUCCAAACAGACGAGCCAAGUCCUGAGCAUUCCCAGAAAGCUCAGUGCAGGAGGGUCUCCAUGGAAACAGCUGUCAAAACGGCUGUCAUGGCCAAAGUUCAAUGAGCAAGAAGUGAAAGCCCUGUACUCCGGAGUAGAGCGACACCAGAGGACUACGGGGACAGAAUGUGUCACCGGUCUAUGAAACACAAAGAAUCCUCAAUAGCUGUGUUGUGCAGUUCUGUGCAGCUGGCACCCCAGACCUCCAGGUUUUGACCCAUAGAGUGAACCUUCUAGAGCACAGCCUGAGAGACGACAUCAGCUCCUUUACUGAGUCUGAGAGCUUGCUGCACAGCAGAGCCUGCUACAGAAGGUGAAGGACCUCACAGCACACUCAGUCCUCCACUGUCCCAGCAUGCAGCGACGCCAGAGGCUGGACGAGCGGCUCCACGCGCUCAGGGAGGAGGUGCGCUUCAUGGUGAGUAGAGACUGUACUGAGCUUUACAUUAGCUUCAAUGAGGCUUAUAGAGUGAGAAGUACUCAAAUGUACAUGUCCUGUAAGCUGUACUGUAAAUUGUAGCCUGUAAUUAUUGUGUGGUUUAAAUCUAGCAUUUCUCAGGUGUAGUGCUAUUGUGACUGUAGUCUCCCUCUCUAUUGCAUUAUAUGAGAUGUGUAUGACAUUACUCAGAUGUGAGGAGUAACUGUGUCAUAGUUCUAUCAUGACCGGUCCUUCCCAGUACCAGGAGAAGGAGCAUAGGAAUCGUGUGUGUGGAGGGAGAGGCUACAGUGCUGCCAGGCCCAGCUCCGGGCUAAAGAGGAGGAGAUGGGUUGCCAGUCUCAGUACUUUGAGCACUUUAAGAGCCAGCUGCAGCUCAAGUUCGGCCUGGCCAGAGAAGAGGAGCAGGGCCUGCAGACCAGAGUCCACCAUCUGGAGAGACAUGUUCUGGAGAUGUCUGUAUCUUCAUCCACCAACAUAGCCACUGUCAACGCAGCUAGUGUCAACUACCCUGUCAUGGUGCCAACGGUACACAGAAUCCCAAAGACUGGCCCACCCAAGGGAGGAAAGAGAGGAAGAGGAUGGGGAGGGUGAGGAGGAAAAUACACAGUGGAGACGCUACGGACAGCACCUCCAGCAGGCGCAGGGAGAGGAUGAAACAGAAAUAGAGGAAGAAAGAGAGGGGGAGAGAGAGAGCGUGAGGGAGAGGGGGGUGAGGACAGACGGAGAGGCUUCAUCCUCAGUCUCCAGGAGGACCUCAGGGGGCUGUUGGAGAAGGAGGAGCAGGGGCUGGAGGAGCGGAGGGGGCUGUUGGAACAGCUGCAGGAUGCGCAGCAGAAUGGCCACUUCCUGUCGUGUAAGGUGGAGGAAAUGAGGACGGUGGUCCACAGGCUCAAGCUGAAUGAGAGCUCCAUGACGGAGGAGGUGGAGGAACUGCAAGAGGAGAACCAGAGACUGUAAGAGGCUCAGCCACACCCUGAGACAGAUCAACCACAGCCCGGGCUCUACUGACCCCCGUCCCUACCCCCAGCCCUAGCUCUGGUGCCAGCCCAGGGACUCCAGCCCCAGCCUGGCACCGCCCUGCCAAACACCCCUGCCCUGGCUCAACCAGUCCCCUGCCACGUGGACAACACUGACCCGGUGAGUGAUGACAUUGAAGCUAAUGUGAAGUUGACUCUUAAUCAGUACUAGAUCUUAAGUCCAAAUUGUUGAAGAGUUCGGCCUCAAGAAUGUAAAUGAGUACAAUUACAAGCAAAUUGUACAAUGGAUUAUAAUGUGGGAUUGUCAUGGGUUAAGCUGCACAGUGGAAUGUUGAUCUGAUUAACUACAGAGGAAAUGAAGAGUGUGGCUGGCUUGUGUGUUUGAGACUGGGAGCCUGGGGGACUGGUGUCUUGGUCCUGGGGGCUUCCCCUCUCUCAACCUGAGAGAGGAGACUGAAGCACUGAGAGAGGCUUACUGGAGCAUGGGGUCGACGUGGACUCACUCCGGGACCACAAGGACCAGCUGGAGAGCACGCUCUGACACACACAGGACCAGCUGCACAGGGUGACCGAGGAGAACGCCUGACUGAAAUGUAAACUCAGGGAGCAGGGAGAAACGGGGGGCCUGUGAGGUGGAGCGGGGGUGCUAGCUAGGGGGGAAAGCAUGACAGGAAAUGCCCAGGAAAACAGGGUGCCAAUUCAUAACCUAAUUCCCCAGGUUAGCAGAAAGCUUACCACAACUCCAACCCAGAAUAAUACUACCCUAGUCUUAGCCGAUAAUGACCUAACCCUGUAUGCCUUAGCCCUGGAUGACCUAGCUCUAGCUUUGAACCAGGAGAACCAAGGCACAGGGCAGGCGUAUCAAGGAGCUCCUGCCCCACAUAGAGAGCCGGGAUAGUAAGGAUAGUGAGAGGGAGGAAGCUAGAGAGGGAGAGCUGGAGCAGGAGAACCAGGAGCAGGGAGGUCUUAUAACCGAGCUAACCAGGAAGACCGAGGAUGACCUGAACACUAUCAUGGAGCUGCAGCAGAGACUGACUGAGAGCGGUCAGCUUGGUCUACAACAGGGUGACCAUGGUUUGACCACUGAGUCAGAGUGUGGUCAAAAGGGUGAGCAUGCGGUCGGGUCAGUGUUCGCCCAACAGGGUCAACCCCCGGUAGGGUUCGUGACCAGUCUACAAGGUGAUCACACGCCGGGGUCGGUGAAUAGUGGUGAACUACAGGUUGACCACACGACCGAGUCAGUUAGGGAUCAAAAGGACAGCCAUUUGACCACAGAGUUAGUGUCCAUGCUGAGAGAGGAGAGGGGCGAGCUAAUUGGGUCUCAGUGAUCUCAAAGGGGAAAGGGAACAGGUUUCCCCUCUCACUCAGGUGUCAGACAGGGAAACACUGGCUAACACGCUCCGUGUGGGUUCUGGAAGAAGAACGCGACCGGGUCAAUCAGGAACUCUGCGGUUUAAAAGAAGAGCAAGUACAGUUUACAAGGUCUGAAAGAUAAGAGACAAGGUGGUAUGGUCAAUGUGUGGUUUAAAAGAGGAGAGAGACCAGCUAGUUCAGUCAAGGUCUGGACUCCAGGAGGAGAGAGACCAGCUAGUUCAGUCAAUGUCUGGUUUCUACAAGGAGAGAGACCUUCUAGUUCAGUCCAAUGUCUCUUCAGUCAAGAAGAUGAGAGACCAACCUAACGAGUCACUCCACAAUCUAGAAGAGGAGCGAGACCAGUUGAUGCAAUCAAUGUGUGGUUUAAAGGGACAGAGAGACUAGCUAACACAGACACUCAGCCUUCUAGAGCAGGAGAGAGACAAACUGCCUUCAAACAGAAGACAGAGACCCGGUCAACCAGUUUAAAGAAGAGCGAGAGCAGUUGGUUCAGUCAAUGGCUGUUCUGUGCGAACAGAGAGAGCAUCUCACAGCGGAGAGAGAGACCAGUUGCAGAUGGACGUCGCUCCUUUACGGAAUCAGCUACUGUCACAGUGGCGGAGUCACAACCAGCGGGUACUCUGAGAGCCACGUUGGCAUGGCAACACACAUAGAGGGUGUGGCUACAGAGAGCGGGGUCGCUGCCCCAAAAUACGGAUGAUGAUGUCGUUCAGAGAAGUCUGGCCACGGUCUACUCCUACAAGACCAUCCGUCUGGGGCAGUCUGCACAGGGAACACUUGGAAGAGGUGACGGGUGGAGCAGAGUGAACUGAUGGAGGAGAUCAAGUCGUUGGGGGAAGAACACAGAAGGUCACGAGACGAACUGGAGAAGAACCAAUCGGAGGAUCUCCCUUCCAAAACCAGACACCAGGUUUACUCCAGUCCCCCACCAGGUCAGGGAAACUAUCCAGGUUACCCCAAACCUUGCUGCCCUCAACCGACCCAAGCAUACCCCCAUAACAGCUACCCCUUCUACUACUACCACUGCCCCCGCUCGGACUGUUAAAGCACGAAGUACCACUACCUCGUUGAAAACUGCCCCUCCAACAAUUACCCUUAAAACUACAGCCCUCACUAAAGCUGCCCCCUCCACCUCUGCUCUGCCCCCCACUGAGAGGACAUGACUGCCUGAUGAGGACCAUUGUGUCAAGAAGCUCCUCUCCAACUGCCAACCUGAACAAGCUAAAGCAACCAAACCCAGAGCUAAGCCAGAACCUCCAGCUGAGGUGGGCUCUGUUGAGGUCAUCAGGAUGGUGGGACAGAGAAGCCUCAUGAUUUGCUGGAUGAGCUGGGCUGCAGCAACGAAACCUUUAUGUAUGGAUACUGCCUCUCACCUGGGAUACAGUAGAAUUGGCUCCACCCAACCAAUUUUCAGCCGCACUGUCCAGUUGAAACCUUUCUCACCAGAUUCAGAAGCUCAGACGGUAAUGCUACAGUCCUCUGGUGGACAGCCCUAACCUCCACCCUAGGAGAGCUGGCCCUGAGAGAGGGAGAUACUGUCACAUUGCUAGGCAACACCCGCAACGACGGCUUCUGUGAGGCCGAGGUGAAUGGCAGACUAGGUCUGGCUCCUGUUGCCUUCCUAGAGGAAGUUCUUCAUCCAGACAGACAUGUAAGCCCCGAAGGAACAGAUGAUAGGCCACUGUGACUGCCAAUCAGAGAGAGGGCAAGAUGAUAGGCCACUGUGACUGCCAAUCAGAGAGAGGACAAGAUGAUGAGCCACUGUGACUGCCAAUCAAAUGAUGCUUCCCUACAGAGAGAUUAUAGUGGCCAACAUUAAUGACGUCAUCAAACGCUGCCUGCCCGUGACAAAAACAUUCAUAAGUGCUCACAGCCUAAAGUCAUUUGAAAUGGAAAGCUACACUAAAGCACUAGCCGAAAUGUGGGUGUGUUUGUUGUGUAUGGCAUUGUGCUUCUCUAAACAGAUGCUUUUAACCUACAUCCUGCUCAUUGAGAUCGUGUCAAUUCACCUCUGUUCUUCAAAAUCCCCCGCUUUUCUGUGUCUAAUCUCUCGUGGACAGACGCACUUAACUGGUAUCCUAGUGUCUGUCAGCAGACUGUGGGAUGCGACGACUAACGAGGAACUUUGUUUCCGGUGCACAGAUUUUUCGUCGCUGAUUAUUUUGGACAAAUCACGAUUUUGCCGCCUUCCAUUUUCGGAAGAGGAGGGGACAUUUGGACCAUGGACUUGCCUGUAAAUUGCAACUGGAGAGGAGUUAACGGCCUGCGGCCCCUCCACGUUCUAGGGUUUUUCUAACACAUCUGCCCGCAGAACGUAAUCAAGCAUCUUUUUACGUGAUGAUAAAGCGAAGUCGUUUUCACAAGGCCAUUUUACUUGAUCUUUAGGCAUCGAGCCAAAUAUGAAAACAAAGCUCCAUCCCAAAGACUUUGAUAUUUCUGUUCGUCGUCGUGACGUUUACAGAAAAAUGUUUUUUUUUGUUGUUGAUCCAAGUCAAAUCAUGAAGUCAAUUGUCUGAGCUGUUCUUCCACUGUAGAAUCGACUCAAUCUAUGAAGUCAUGCCAUUCAGAUGGAUGGACGUUUGUGACUGAUACAUUUUGUAGAGAUGAUUAAAUAACCUGAGGUAUGCA
Oncorhynchus mykiss (rainbow trout) is the source of this 9228-nucleotide messenger RNA. The record is from RefSeq and is a predicted model, not a curated record. NCBI's taxonomy places the organism in Eukaryota, Metazoa, Chordata, Actinopteri, Salmoniformes, Salmonidae.